Messenger RNA from [Torrubiella] hemipterigena, 1189 nucleotides. The record is from the annotation of a GenBank genome assembly. NCBI's taxonomy places the organism in Eukaryota, Fungi, Ascomycota, Sordariomycetes, Hypocreales, Clavicipitaceae.
CAAGUACUAUUCUAAAGUAAGAAAGAACUAUUUUUGUAGUCUUGUAAUAGUGCAUGACGAUGCAAUUAGCGCGACCAGCACGGUAAUCCUUAUGACCCGCCGCGCUACAAUAUCAAUAGCACAGGAAGUUUACCCCAUAACAGCCAGGGACAAGCAAACAAGCAAGGUUUCCUCUUUUUGUCUUAUUUUUAGAGCUCGGCACAUUGACGUCGCAUCGUCACAUUCGCUUCCUGGUCUGGUGCCCCUCAGGUGUCUCACAGAAGGGCAGUGAUCUGCUACACUAUAAAGGACCAGACGAUCCCUCCCUUCUCUUGGCCAUUAAAAAAAACAUUCGCUUAGUUUUUUUUUUAUCUACUACUAUACUCUUUCAACCACAUUCGCUUAACUACACACAUACACAAUGCCUGCUACCUCUAUCCUCUCGCUUGCCAUGGCCGGUCUGGCCUCUGCCGCCGCCAUUGCCCGCUCGGCCACCACCACCGAGACCAAGGCCUUCAACUUGAUGGUCCGCGUGGACGGCGCCGACUUUACACCCGCUGUCAACGGUAACUGGGUCACCGGUGUUCACAUUGGCGCCGCGCUGGAUGCCGUUGUGCCCACCGCCGACUUCAACCUCGCCCGCACAUUCUACGUCAACGGCACCGAUGAGGAGAUUGACGGCAAGCAGGGCCGCCUCAUCUCCGAUGCCAGCGACCAGUUCUUCCAGGGCUGGGAGAUGGCCAAGGACGGCAACACGCUUGUCUCCAACGUCAUUCUUGCCCCUGGCAACAGAAACCCCGGCGUCACCAUCACCGAGGACGGCCUGGCUUACCUCCAGCCAGAGGACUACAUGGCCUGCAACGUCCCCUCGCCUCACGGUGGCACCAUGGUUGCCAUUUCGCAGAGAGACACCACCAAUAACGCCAACUUGCCUCCCCAGUGCAUCAAGAUUCGCUUGAUUCCUCAGUGCGCUGAGCUCCACGAGCUUGGCCCCGAUGCUACCUACAACCACAACUACGCCCGCACUUCGCGAUGCUAUGAAGAUGCGACUGUUGUUUAGAUGACGAAGGUGUGGAUAUAAUUGGGUAGCAGUGAAAAUGGUUCUGCUGCUGCUGCUCGCCCUUUUUAACGACCGACAUGACUGUACACAUUGUUCAGCGAUCUGUUUAUUAGACUUGAUAUAAUCCUUAAUAUAUUCUUGAACAACACC